GCUGAGCGGAGGAAGAGCAAAAGGCAUCCUCGGGUGGAAAAGAGAGAAUGGACCGGGCGAGCGCAGGGAGCUGGCGCGGGGCUCGUGCCGCGCGCGCCGGGCUGAGGAGUUGCUGCUGCUACUGCUGGGACGCAGUUGGAACUAGCGCGCGCCGCCUCCGCGCCGAGCCGAGUUGAGCCGAGCUGCAGCCGCUGCUUUCCUUUCUCCGCCUCGAGCCGCACUUGCUUUUGGCCGAAGGGGCCUCGCUUUGCUCCUCGCCGUCGGUCCGCGCCGCCGCUUGCCGAGGCAGGCGAAAGCGAGCGGGUUUUGCCCUUUUGCAACCCCGCCGCCCCCUCUAGAGCGCCUUCUUCCCCGGCGCCUCGGCUCGGGCCAAGAAGAAAGGAAGCACCCUCCUUGGGGCUGGGGGCGGUUUUGGCCUCGUCCCCUCCCUUCCUCUUGGGCUGCUGCUGCUGCCUCUUUUUUUUCUCCUGAGGGUGGGAGGGGAGACGAGGAAGAGCCCCGGCGAGGCGAGGGAAGCCAGAAGCUCGCAGCCCGCCCGCCCGCCCGCCCUGGGUGUGGGGAAAGGAGCCAUGCGAGAAUACAAAGUCGUCGUGCUGGGCUCGGGCGGGGUGGGCAAGUCGGCGCUCACCGUCCAGUUCGUGACGGGCUCCUUCAUCGAGAAGUACGACCCCACCAUCGAGGACUUCUACCGCAAGGAGAUCGAGGUGGACUCCUCGCCUUCGGUGCUGGAGAUCCUGGACACGGCCGGCACCGAGCAGUUCGCCUCCAUGCGGGACUUGUACAUCAAGAACGGGCAAGGCUUCAUCCUGGUCUACAGCCUGGUCAACCAGCAGAGCUUCCAGGACAUCAAGCCCAUGCGGGACCAGAUCAUCCGGGUCAAGAGGUACGAGAAGGUGCCCAUGAUCCUGGUGGGCAACAAGGUGGACCUGGAGGGCGAGCGGGAGGUCUCCUUCGGGGAAGGCAAAGCGCUGGCCGAGGAGUGGAGCUGCCCCUUCAUGGAAACUUCGGCCAAAAACAAAGCCUCGGUGGAUGAACUCUUUGCCGAGAUCGUCCGGCAGAUGAACUACGCUUCCCAGCCCAACGGGGACGAUCAGUGCUGCUCUUCUUGUGUCAUUCUCUGAAAGGAGGAGAAGACGCACGCAGAGGGGUCGUCGUAGAUGGUGGUUUCCUUUUGAAAUACAGAAAUAAAGGUUUACAGAGGGGGAAGAAGACGACAAAAUCCGGCCGCGCAACAAAGGCGGCGUUGGCGACCAGUGUCAUCCUGUGAAAAUCCAAGCUUUGAACCAAUUUCGCAUCUCCGCCAGGAUUCCUUCUAGGUUACGGCUUCUGUUGCUGCUGCGGGUGGUUAUCAGUGUCAUGGGUGUGCAUCGUCUCUCGUUAACAUCUGGCCAAAAACAACACCAAACACAAACACGUACCCAACCUUGUUGGCGCUUUCCGCAUGUACAUGCCAUCGAUUUGAUUGUUGCUUAUUCCUUGUAAGUACCUCUUUUGCAGAUGGCUGUGUUGGCAACUGAUAACCGGUAGGAAGAGUUUUGUAUGUGUGUGUUUUUGCCAGCCGGUGUGCUCCUUUGCAGCAGGGGAAAGAAAAAAAACAGGGAGUUCACUAAAUUGCUUUAAGGAAAAAAAACUGGAAGAUUUAACACACACACACAGAGACACCUAUAAGAAAGGAAGGGGAACGGUGGAGGAGAGAAUGUUUUGUACAUGUGGGGGAAAGGUCAAGAUCCUCCGUUUUGUCAGUCCAGACUCAGCCAGGGACUAGGAAAUUUGAUUCUGAGGAUUUCUAUGCAAAGUUGGAAUACUUGUUACCAAGCCCAUCCCAUCUGAAGAAGUAUUGCACAUGUACGGCCUGGGACUUUGAAUAACACUGCUGAUGCCAAUACGGUGUGUGAGGUGCCAGAAAAAAAAGUGUCUGCUGAUUUUACUUGUGAAAUCUAUUUUGUUUACCUGCUGUAUGAGGAAGAGGGGGAUGGAGCGCAUUUAUUUGUGGUUUUGAUUUUUUUUUUUUAAAAAAAAAAUUCAACUGUGAAAAACAUUACAGAUCUGCACAAUUUUUAAGUUGUGUGUGUUUUGGACGGGUUGGAUUGGAGUGGGAGGGGAGGGCAAUGUGGGGGGGAGAUGGUUUGUCUAAUUUAAUUUGGGGGGGGAGCGGGUGGCAAUCACUGAUUGUGACAACUAGCUCUCUAAAGUUACAAAGACUUCCUAAAAUGUGAUGCAGGGCCCAGCAGCAACCCUGUGUCAGUAGAGUGCCUUCAAGACAGCUGUUGCAGCCGGUGCCAGCCUGUGGAAGCUCCAAGUGUCCCAUUAUCUACUUCAAAAAACCCUGCUUCACAGUUUCCUUUCAGUAAUCAUAGUGACCAAGCCAGAACAAAAGGGCCUAUUGUUAAUGAAAUUAAUUUCCUAUUUUCCAUUUAGAGCUUUUUUAUUCAGUACAGCUUCCAUGGCUUUCAAGUUCAGUCUGGUUUUUUUAAGGGUUUGUUUUACGGUAAUUCAAGUUCCCAGGUAGUAGCAUUUUUUUUUUCAUUUUUGUGUUCUCUUGUAAGAUGUUCCUUCAGCCAGCAAUGGAAACAGUUGUAAUGUGAUGUACCUGGAAAACAAAAUCUCUCUAACUGUAAUUUGAAAUUCCAGACAUUCAUUUAAUAGAUGUUUUAUUCAUUUAAAAUCUUUUAAUACAGUUUUCAUUUUUCAAAAAUG
Heteronotia binoei (common prickly gecko) is the source of this 2697-nucleotide messenger RNA. RefSeq names its product RAP2B, member of RAS oncogene family (gene RAP2B). The record is from RefSeq and is a predicted model, not a curated record. The coding region runs from base 570 to 1121 and encodes 183 amino acids. The transcript has a single exon. NCBI's taxonomy places the organism in Eukaryota, Metazoa, Chordata, Lepidosauria, Squamata, Gekkonidae. Gene Ontology annotation, biological process: Rap protein signal transduction; negative regulation of cell migration. Gene Ontology annotation, cellular component: plasma membrane. Gene Ontology annotation, molecular function: GTPase activity; GTP binding; GDP binding.